GUAUAUCCUAUCCUGUUGCUUUGUAUGGAAAAGCAAUAUAUAGUCAAGCUAGCUAAACUGGUUUCCAAACGUUGUCUCUACUGCUAAAGCACGAUGACCAUGCUACAAAUCGUUACUUUCUUCACGGUUCUGGUCCUGACUGGGAUGCAGCAAGGUUUGUCUUUUUUUAUUUUUUUUUUCUGCAAUGUAGAUAAAAUAUGUUGAUUUUGUUUUAAAAAUGUUGGGAUAAAAAUAUUAACUUUAGAAUUCUGCAUGUAUUCUAUAAUAUUAUACUCUAAUAUUAUAUUAUAAUGUCAAUACUUUGAAAAGGCUAGACCUUGAACAUUCUUUGGAUUGUAACUCCUGUUAUUUACAGACAGGGAAAGGUUCCUGAUAACUCCAAAUCCCCUUAAAUCACAGCCACCUAACAACUAACCUUAAAGUGAACCUGUCAUGACAGAUGUAAUUUGACGUUUUCUAACCAUCUGGCCUAACUCAUGUUAGGAAAUUAAGUGUUUUUUCCCUUAACACUAUUAAAAACUCAUGUUUUGAACACUAUUAAAAACUCAUGUUUUGAACACUAUUAAAAACUCAUGUUUUGAUUUUUUGUUUUUACAUUACUCCUGUCUUUUGCUAAUAGCAUAAAUUAUUGUUUUCAGUGGGUGUUAAACUUGCUGUAAGAUACACUUCACCUGCAUACUGCUGUUUGGGAAGUAUAGACUUGCUUCUCACAACAGGUUAAAUGUUCCCAACACUUUAUGUUGGUUUUUUUGUAAAUAAAUGUCCUCUCACGAUUCUCAGAUUGCCUGUCCAAAACUGAUGUCAUAAAGCAUUCCACCUUUUUCCCUCCCUUCUCUAUGCUGCUGCUGCUCUCACACAGAGCCUGGACCCUCCUACCUACUUCCCCUUGCAGGCAUUGCUUUUUCUUAGGUUAAAUUUAAGCUGGAGAGAUAUUCAGAGAAAGGGUUUAUCAGCUUUCUUAUAUCUGUGCCAAUUGGCACAAACUGAACUGACUUAAAAUAGGGGGUAAUUGUUGAUUUUACAUAAAUCUAGGCAUUUGCUAGCAAUUCUGCUAGAUGAAAUUUUAUUCUUUAUCAUUUAAGAUUCAUUUGUAUUUUUCAUGAAAGGUGAGCCCUUUGAGCCCCAAACUCUAAACCUGACUAUUCUUGACUGUAAAUACUUAUAACACUAAGCACUAAUAACUCUCAACCCACAUAUCCUUUGCCACAACCAUUACUGUGUUAAAUGGUGCUGAUGUAAAGCACUCUUAACUGUUUGCGUGCCAGUGCAAUUUUUAAUCAUGUGUACUGAAGCUCACCCAAUUUCGCACAUUUAGCUAUCUCUUAUACUAAGGUACAUACUUAAAAACUGUGUACAGUUCACAUUGAGAAAGAUAGAUAGAUUGUUUUCAGGGGACAUAUUGGGCUUUCAUGUGAUGCCCCCUCCCGGACAUACUUCUCAUCUUAUAGUGUAAAAAAAUAAAAAUAUGGGAAAAAGGUUUUCUGUUAGAAUUAACUUUCUAGUGGGUAUAGUUAGGCAUAAGGAGUAGGUUUAGUUAGAAAUGAGUGUAUUAUUAGUUAGUUAGCCAUAGAUUUAGGGGUUUAAAGGAAGGUUUAGGUUUAGAGUUUAGGUGGGCCCUACACUAAAUUUUAACAUGGGAGACAAAUGAAAUAGAGCUGGUGCUAAAUUAACUUUUAUUAAAUUACCUGUUGUAAGAGCAUUGUGUAAAUAUAUCAUGAAAAUAAUGCGAUAAACUAUAGUGUCAUAACUAAAUAAUCACAGUGAUAAUGCUUAUAUGUAUUUACUCACAAUGCAUAUCAUAUAUCAGUUCUAAUCAUAUAUUACAUGAAAAUUAUUAUUAAAUUGACAUUGUUUUACAAAACCUCUUUAAACGUAUGCUUUCCUAUGGUCACUGCAAAGGGGCAUCUGAAGCAGAUUGGGGGGAUGCUCAAUGCAAAAGGAAUCUGGUCUGGACUCCAAAGAGGAAAUUGGGGGAGGACGGGCACACCCACAACUUGCAUUUCUCAGCAGUGGUGUUGUCGUAGAUAUUAAAAUGUUUACAAAGUAUAGAUUAAGGAACAGCGUGCACACAAAAAUCCUGUUUCAAAUUUUACCCGGCUACUUAAAAUCUCCUACGUCAGCAAACAAACACGAGGAUUCAGUUCCCCCAUGUGGCCAGCAUAUUAACACUUGUGGCAGGCUUAUGCAUUGUAUGAUCAUAUAUUGUAACUAAACUCCCAUUAUUUUUGUCUAGGCUAGGGGUUUUCAAAAAACUAUUUCAUUCUGUGAGCUUUGAAAAAAAAAAUUUGCAACUCUGUGAGCUUUGAAAUUGCUGUUUAGCGAAUGAGUGAGUACACUGGACCAUGUUUGCUUUAUCAAUUGACCCCCAACAGCACCCUUAAACCCUAUAUGCAUGUUCAGGUGACUGCAGCCUUCUUGUUUUCAUAUUAGACUAGCCAAUUGCUAGUAACAUACAAGAGGGGCCUGGUACAUCAGUGGACUUUGGGGGGAGUGAGGGGUGUUACAUAAAAAAUUGGGGGCUGGACAGAUCACUCCAGUUCAUCUUUAGAUCAACUGUAGAAGCAGAGGGAUUAAUCUCUAUAGGUGAAGGCAUUUCAUAGCGAAAUGCCACAUAUACAGACUCCAUGCACCAUGACCAGUUCAAAUAACUAAAGUGGUGGCCAGUGGCGGAUCCAGAGCCUGAUCUCGGGAGGGGCACUUGUAGAUUAUUUAAAGAAAUAAUCCAGACACAAUAACCACUACAGCUCAGUGUAGUGGUUAUGGUGUCAAUAGUGCCGGGACCCCCUCCCACAGUAAGUAGUCAAACCGUUUAAGAACAGUUUGACAACUUACCUGAGAUCUGCUGGGAAAUGGGGCUGUAGUAGGGUAUAGGAGCAGUGGUGUGUGUGAGUGGUGCAGUGUGUGUGUGUGUGAAGGUUGUAGUGUGUGAGUGAGGGCGGCAGUGUUUGUCAGGGAUGCAGUGUGUGUAACAGUUGGAGUGUGUGUGAGUAUUGCAGUGUGUGUGUAUGGCGGGCAGUAUGUGUGUAUGGGGGAGCAGUGUCUAUGUGGGGGCAGUGUAUGUAUGUGGGGGCAGUGUAUGUGUAUGGGGAGCAGUUUGUGUGUAUGGGGGGCAGUGUGUGUGUGUGUAUAGGGGGAGGGGGCAGUGUGUGUGUAUGGGGGCAGUGUAUGUGUAUGGGGGCAGUGUGUGUGUGUAUGGGGGCAGUUUGUGUGUAUGGGGGCAGUUUGUGUGAAUGGGGGCUGUUUGUGUGUGUAUAGGGGCAGUUUGUGUGAAUGGGGCAGUUUGUGUGUAUAGGGGGCAGUUUGUGUGAAUGGGGGGCAGUUUCGUGAAUGGGGGCAGUUUGUGUGAAUGGGGAAGUUUGUGUGUGUGUGAAUGGGGGGCAGUUUGUGUGUGUGAAUGGGGGCAGUUUGUGUGUAUGGGGGCAGUUUGUGUGUGUAUGGGGGCGGUGUGUGUGUGUGUGUGUAUGGGAGGCAGUUUGUGUGCUGUAGGGGGCAGUUUGUGUGAAUGGGGAGACUUGGUUUCCAUUGUAUAUGGGGCAGUGUGUGUGUAUGGGGGCAGUGUGUGUGUAUGGGGGGCAGUGUGUGUGUGUGUAUGGGGGCUUGGUUGUGUGUGGGGGGGCAGUUUGUGUGUAUGGGAGCAGUUUGUGUGUAUAGGGGGCAGUUUGUGUGUAUAGGGGCAGUUUGUGUGUAUGGCGGACAGUUUGUGUGUGUAUGGGGGGCAGUGUGUAUAUGUGGGGCAGUAAAUAUGUGGGGCAGUAAGUGUGUAUGUGGGGAAGUAUGUGUGUAUGGGGGGGCAGUGUGUGUGUAUGAGGAGCAGUGUGUGUGUAUGAGGGGCAGUUUGUGUGUACGGGGGCAGUUUGUGUGAAUGGGGGCAGUUUGUGUGAAUGGGGGGCAGUUUGUGUGUAUGGGGGCAGUUUGUGUGUGUGUGAAUGGGGGGGGCAGUUUGUGUGUAUGGGGGCCAGUGUGUGUGAAUGGGGGCAGUUGUGUGUGUGGGGGCAGUUUGUGUGUGAAUGGGGGGGCAGUUUGUGUGAAUGGGGGGGCAGUAUUGGGGUCAAUGUAUGUGUGUGUGUGAUCAGGGUAGGGUGGCUUUUUUUUUAUAAUAUAAUAUUUUUUAAUUUAAUUAAAAAAUAAAUAAAUAUUCUAUGCCCCUUCUUACCUUUACUGGGGGGAGGGGGGACAUUUCCCUGGUGGUCUGGUGGGGAUUCAUUGGUGGUCAGGUGGUGAGAGUGAACUCUAGCCCACGCUCCCGGGCUAGAGUUCACUCUCGCGAGAUUUGGAGCGUUGCCAUGGUAACCGCAGCAACGCUCCAAAUCUCGAGAGAGGAGGACCCGGAGGAGUUGCAGCCUUAACUUCCGGGUCCUCCCUUUCACUCCCUCCCUCUGCCGCCGGCCGCCAGCACAGUGCCUGCGGACCGGGGAGGGAGAUCUCUGAUCUCCCCUCCGGUCCGCAGGCACAUCGCAGGGCUCGCAGGGGAGGGAGAGGGAGACCGUCGGAUUUCUCGGGGGGGGGGCAAUUGCCCCGUUGCCCCCCCCCUGGAUCCGCCACUGGUGGUGGCAGUAGUAACCAUUUGAAAGAACAGCCCAAGCUCCAUGCAGCCUACUUAACUUUUAGUAGGUGAAAAGUUUGGUUUGAAAUCUACUUUAAUCAAGAUAAAAUUACAAGAGAGCAACACACUUACUGAUACAUGAAGAUUAAAUGAACAUAGUAAGUGUCCCCUGUAACUUGUGUGCGCUGAAAAAGUAACAGGUCAUGUCUAUGAAUGUAAAUAUAUAUGUCCCCCCUGUGGCUGGCGCACAUAACCAUGGAAUUUAAUCCGGUCAACUGCGAUAAAAGAAGUCCUUGGCAUACCAUCUUUUUGUUGUAUAUGCAAUUUAACCAGCUAAAGCACCGGGACAUUAUAGAUAAUUUCCAUCCAGCGUUCCAUUUUAUGUCUUAAACUACUGUAUGAUUAUAUUUCAUUUGUAAUGUCAUUCACAGUCUGCUCCUCUUCAAAUGAUGGUAACAAUAAAGGUCUUUCAUCUCAUCAACGUGAAGUCCUGUCCCUGAUGGACAAGGUGACGUCAGCUGUUAGGCAAUUACUUGACAGCAAACAGCAUCUAGAGAUCCUUAAAAAAGUUGAAGAUAGCAUGAAGGAUGUUAUCUGUGACAGUCAAAUCAGUGCACAAGCUAGUUCUGAAAUCGCAAAGUUCCUAAAUGGUGUCCUGGACGCAAUAAAUAUUGGAAAAUUGGACAAGAAUACAGUGAUCAAAUACCUGGAGAAGGACCCUAUGAAAUGUGUACAAAAAUUCAAAGACAAAUUUCUCAACAAAGCUUAAAAUUCAAGGUACUGGUAAGGAUUAUAAGUGAUAUAUUGAAUUAUAUUUUUAUUACAAAUGGAGAGAAUGUUAUGCCUAUUUGACAAAAUAUGUUUUGUAGCCAUAUGUAAAAAUAAUCUGGUAUUUGCCCCUGCAGUCUCACUGCUUAAUUCUCUGACAUUCCGGAGUUAAAUAACUUUUGUUUCUGUUUAUGCAGCCCUAGCUAAAUUUCCCCUGCCUGUGAUGCACACAGGCUACAUGAGUUUAUCUCCUGCUCUGUUAAUUGAACUUUAAUCACACACAGGAGGCUUCUGCAGGCUCUAGCAGGGCAUUAAAAUGGAAAAGAAUAUGCAAUAAAUCAAGUUUAAACAUUAAAGCUCUCUUUACAGGAAGUUUUAAAGAGGUCUGUAUAAGUCACAUGUAGGCGAGGUGUGGCUAGGGCUAGAUAAAGUGAUUUAACUCCUGCAUGGCAGAGAACUGACCAGUUAGACUACAGGAGUAUAAUCUAUACACCAAAAUUGUGUCAUUAAGCUAAAGUUGUUUGGUAUUUAUGACAUAUUUAAGGGUGCUUGUUACACAGGCUCUUGUAAAUGUUCCAAUAGUAUAAAGUAAUGCAGAAAAUGCUGGAGAUAGAUAAAUAUUAUAAUGGAUACAAUAGUGAGUCAAGGGAUAAUGACAUCCAGGUGCUGAAAUUUCAGACUCUUAUUAUAUUAUCAUGUCUGACUGCAAAUGUAUAUGUAUGAGUGUGCAUGUAUCUGUAUGUGACUGGGGGCAUUGUUGGUGGAAUGGGUAGGAGUACAUUAAACGUGGUGCUAUGCAAUGUGUAAGUGACUGAAUGGCUAUAUUUACUGGGUUGGAGUAUCCAAAUGUAUUGGAGAAAGUGAUUAGAUUACAGUUUGGGAAUUUGGUGACUGAAUGUGUGAAUGCAAGCUUAUUGGGAAUUACAUGACCAAAUGUAUUAAUAUUUAUGGUGGGAUGGGUGUAGAAGACUGGAAGGUAAGGAAGGGUAUGUAAUGGGAUGGGUUUGUUGAUGACUAGAAGGUAAGGUGAUUGAAGUAUAUCAAAAGAAAGAUAGCUGUCAGUAAAUUCAAACAGAUUCAACAAGAUCAGUCCUAAUAUUUCUAUGUUUAUAAAUCAAAUAGACAAUAUUACAAAUGUGACAAAAAUUGAUAAAGUGGAGCGCUUAAAAAAGUGCUAGUGCUUUUAUAUUUACCCUUAGUACAUUGAUAUUUCAUGGGUAUGAAGCGAAUAUAUAAAAGAAGGAGACAAAAACAAACAUAUAUAGUGCAGAUGGUAAUAUAUAUGGAAUUGAAGAUAAUAAAUGCUAAGAUCCACUCACGUGGACCAGAGCCUGUAGUUACCGGCUCUGAAAUCAAUGCCGUUAUGCCUUUGUGGUAGCAUACCACCAUCCACCGAGUGGAUCUCCAGUUUGUAGGUAUAUAAAACAAAAAAAGAAAGAGAAAACUCCAACGAUACAGUAUAUUGUUUCUUCUUGUAUACACUGGCUUAAAAAUUUCUUAAGCUCACCUUAUUCAGAGCCCUUAAAUCCUGGCUCUGGAAUUGAAUGCCUGUUGCCUAAUUCAGGAUUGUCAAAACCUCAAAUGGAUCUCUUCUGAAGCUGGGAAUCAUAUAGGACCAGAACUGUGUGAAGUUGAUUAUACAAAUUUAUUGCCAAAAUAUUGCUAAAACAAAUAAAUAAAACAAGUGUAAAACAAGUAUAAAAAUACUAAGUCCUUAUGUUCCAAUGCCAAUAAGCAUUUCACUCGACUUGAUCUUCCUAUGUGUGUUGCUCCAGAACCAUAAGGUAUCCAUUUUUAAAUGCUACUCUCAAACGAAAUCUCCGGUCACAUGAUGGUGUUGCAGCCAAUCAUCUUGCCGGCCGGUCCAUUCCUGUGUUGUAGACAUUUAGGCUUGAUAAGGGGUAUCCACCCCUUUCUUUCUCAUACUUUCCAAUAGAGAACGUCCUUUUGAUGAGCCCUCCCAGUCCCUGUUAAGGCUUGUUCUGCGUGACACGUCACUUCUGGUUGGCAAGCAAGCCCAUCUCUUGCACACCUCCGCCGGGUCCACAUCGUCUCACGUAACCUUGCUGAUGAACGGACUUCGGGUGGGGUGUGUGUGCUUCUAGAGGACUCCAUAUUGUUUGUGGGCAAGGAAGGGCAGAAUAGAGAAAUGGAUAAAGAAAUAGUUACUAAGCAAGAGAUGGGCUGGCAUGCGAACCGGAAGUGACGUGUCGCGAAGGGUGCAACGCCGAUUCCGUGUUUGAGCUGGACGCAGAACGAGCCUUAACAGGGACUGGUGGGCUCGCAAAAGGAUGUUCUCUAUUGGAUAGUUUAAGAAAGAAAGGGGUGGAUACCCCUAAUCAAGCCUAAAUGUCUACAACAUAGGAAUGGACCAGCCAGCAACAUGAUUGGUUGCAACACCAUCAUGUUUGAGAGCAGCAUUUAAAAUGGAUACCUUCUGGAGCAACACACACAGCCAACUGAGGAUAGCUCAAGUUGAGUGAAACGCCACCACUGGACAGUGGUGUGUCCCUUUAAGUGGGUUGGUGGAAAGAGAUAAGUACAAAAAGCCUUAGCCAGUGUCAUUUCUAGUCCAGUCGGACUAGAAUAGCAGAGGUGCAGUAUCAGUUACAGAGGGUUUGAAAACUUGGUAGUGUCCCUGCUCCUCCAGCAUUUGUGUGUGAGGCUGGGCAGGAACUGGACGGGAUAAUUUGGAAUCUGCCUACUAAAAACCUCUCACUCAGGAAAUGCUUGCAAGAGGAGCAGAGGAUGCUCUCAGUGAUGCACUUAUUUACUCAUGUGAGAAGUGUGGGGAAUUCAAAGUGAAUUUAAAAAAAGGCAAAAGUAGCCAAACUGGAAAUAUUCUCCAAGAACUCUAUGCUUCCAGUUUGGCUAUUUUGGCUUUAAAUUCACUUGGAGUUGCCCCCCCUUACCCGACUCCAUUCUACCGGUUGCAAAUAACCAUGUGUUUUCCUGCAGCACUGCUAUCAAUCAUUGGAGAGUGAUUAAUUUUCAAAUAACCAUUCAAACUCUAGAUGCCUAUACCCUAAACAUCCCUUCCUCCCUAGCUCUGAAUUUAAUACCUUCCGAAACCUACAGAAACCCUUUGCUUUUCUUUAGUCCUAAACUUAAAGUCUAAACCUGACCAAACAUACUUGAAUAUUAGGUUUGCAAAAUGUGCCACAGCUCUAACAAUAAAUUUAAUAAUCGUUAACACACUCUGCACCCAAUACUAAAUUUAACCCGACUCUAACCCAUCCUACCAAAACUGAAACCUAUCUAAAUUUUUACAUUCUCUUGGGGUUUAAGCUUUAAGUCAUCAUGGGGUUCAUAGCACACACAAGUUGUUAUUGUAGCAGUGAAGUUAGUAGCAUGCAUGGUAUCUCUGAGGCAUUUAACAAUAGUUAAAACCAGAAAGGAAUGGUGAGAGCACAAAAAAACAGAAAUUACCCUUAUGUCCAAUAUAAAACCUGUAAAAAUACAAUGGGAAAAACAGGCAUAGGGUAAUAACGUACAGAUAAUAUAUGAAUGAGUAAAUACUUAGAUAAACUCACAUAUUCAUGAGCCACUUAAUAUGAAAAGCUGGCUCAGAUUAAGAACGUUGAAUGGAUUAAUGAAGUGGUAGCUGUAAUCCAACCGCUAACUGCUUGUUCCUUCUCGCUUUAAAAAAUCCAGGAUGCAGGAUCUUUAAUGAAACCUUUUAUUCAGUAUAGCAGCAAAACAAACAGCAGCAGCAAAAAUUAAAAUUCAGCUGUAGCGGAGCGGCAAUAUUAAAUCCCACGAUCUCCGCUGGUUCAGAAGGUAAUCCACAGUCAAGCGCUGAAAAGUAAGGCAGUAUCCCAAAUCUCCCAGUAACCGAACGAAACACAGUUCUGAGAGGACUUAUAUUAUAUUUAUUCAUAGGCUCCACAAUUUAUACAAUUCCCUAUGCAAGGGGUUUCCUGAGUCCUAUCCCAGGGGUAUUCCAAGAGUGGACUACGUGGGGAACUUACAUUACAGAGCCUUUCUCCCAUCAGGCACUGCUGCACGAGAGGGAUCCUCCCACUGGAAUAUACUGUUACGUGGAUUAUCCCUCCGUGCAGCAGAACCGGCAAUUUACUUUAAAAUACACAGUUUUUCGACUAUUAGGUCUAUUUGCACGAAUGGACGUUCGGUAGAUAGCUGGGGUCUGAGCGCAUCAUUCGUGAGAUUACCGCUCAGAUCCCAGCUAAAACAACCGAACGCCGCACGAAAAACAUAUUCAUUAAAACACACACUUAAAAGACCGAUUGAUGUAUAGGGAAUAAAAUACCGAACGGCCCGGAACUCCCGAACGGCCUGGAAGUUCAGCGGUGUUCGCGCCGUCGAGUAGCCGUUUUUAGUACCACACGCUCGACGACCAAACACCGCUGGGGGAACAAAGGAUCCAAGAUGGCCGACCGCCGCAUGGUCGGUAGCCGAACGACGGCCACCUAGGAGAGCCUCUAAUUACCGAUUGGUUAACGAGCGCCACACGUCUCUCAGUGUGUGGGCUGUUACAGGGUGGUUUAUUCGGUUCACGAACGGUCCGUAAAGGUGCCGUUCGUGAAACGAAAGGGAAUCAGCUAUCUGCUUUCGGCAGAUAGCCAAUGCAGGCAAUACAAUGGUACACAAUCACAUUACGUUAUACCCAGGAACACACAUAUCACGCAAAUCAUACAGGCAACCCUUAAAGCGAUAGUCCUUAAAUAUUGUCCAAGUGGCUAGGUUUGCCACAUCAGCAAUUCCACCUCUGCACGCUAACGCGUUUCAGCCGAAGCCUUUAUCAAAGUGUGAGUCCAUUCGGUCUGUUCCGUGUUUAAAUAGGAGACUUUUCGCGCCUUUCUUCCGUUCGGAAAUAAGCUCCUCCCACUUUUUCUAGACGCAACCUUAUUGGGCAUCCUAGCGUCCAUAGCAACUUCAGUUUACUUCAGUGUUCAUCGAAAGAAAAGACGUCGAACUAAUCCUUUCACUUACACAGUCUUUCAUGUUGCAGAAUCAAAGUCCUAUUAGCAACAUACUUUAUACAUAUCGUCAAUUACAUUAAAACAAAUAUUGUAACAAAAUACUCUUAUACAUAAAAUAUUAACAACAUCAAGACUCUCUCUUUCUCAAAAAAGGAAUUAAAGGCAAAAGGGAGAAAACAAGAGGAAAUAAAUUGAAAGGGGAAAUCAACUAUUUACAUUAAGAGAUAUACCGGGGAAAUGCAUUAUAUAUAAAAUGCACCUAUUUUACCUCUCAUCAUAAUAAAAUAUUAAUCAAUAUUAAUAAAAUUAGUCAUAUCCAGAUAAAGAAUUAUUAUACAUAAAUAUACUAAAAUCAUAUUUAAAAUUAGUACCAAUAUAAAACAAAUUAAUAUGAUCUCUAAUGAAUUUAAAUAGAUAAUUUUGAUUAAAUAUAAGUGUUAAUUUCAAAAUCUACGUUUAAUCCCCCCAGUGUGAGUGUAUCCAAAUUAAAAAUCCAUUUCAUCUCAUUUUUACUUAAGAGAUUAUCCUUAUCACCCCCUCUCCAGUGUAUUUUAAUGUGGUCUAUUGCAAAAAAAUCCAAACCUACUGGAUCUCCAUCAUGAUGCUCCAGAAAGUGUUUAGAUACACAAUGGUUGGGGAAUCUUCUCUGGAUGUUGUAUAUAUGCUCCCUAAUUCGUAUUUUUAAUGGGCAAGACGUUUUUCCUACAUAUUGUACACCACAGGGGCAUGUUAUCAUAUAUACAACAUCAGCAGUGUUACACAUAAUAAAAUGUUUGAUUUCAUAUUCUUUUUUAGUAUUAAAAGAAACAAAUUUAAAAAUUCUUCUAUUUUUCCCAGCUCUUAUUUUGCACCCUCUACAAUUUCCACAAUAGAAGAAUGCUUUCUGUUCCUUUCAAAAAUUAUUGGGAUACUCUUUCUUUUCUUUCUCUUGGAAGCUACUGGUCAAAAUUUGCUUAAAAUUUCUAGCUCCUCUAAAGAUCAGUUUUGCUUUUUCUCCUAUUAGUGGGCGUAACUCGUCGUCUAACUUCAAAACAUGCCAAUUUUUAUCAAAAUUUUUACGUAAAGUGCGGUUGUUAAAAUUAAAAUUAAAAAUUAGUGGGAUAGUUUCUGAUCCUUCUUUUUUAACUUCCUUAUCUUUAUAUUUCAAUAUUUCUAGCCGAUCUUCGUGUUUUACCUGUUUAUAGGCUUUCUCUAAAAUAUUUUUAUCAUAUCCCUUUUCUAAAAAUUGUUGCUCUAAAAUUUUAACCUGAUCGUUAAAAUCUUGUUCAUCUAUACAAUUUCUCUUCAACCUUAAAAAUUGUCCUUUUGGUAUGUUUGAUAACCAUGGUUUAAAAUGGCAGCUGGAAAAAUCAAUAAAACUAUUAACAUCUACAGAUUUAAAAUAUGUCCGACUCUUAAUUACACCAUUAUCUAUAAAAAUAUCUAGAUCUAAGAAAUUAAUAUUUGAAGGACUAAUGACAUGAGUCAAUUUAAUAUUCCAUACAUUAUUAUUAAGAGAAUCAAUAAAAUCUAAUCUAAAAGAUUGGGAACUACCUCUCCAUAUAAUAAAAAUAUAAUCUAUAUACCUUUUAUAGAGGACCAGACUUGCCCCUAUGUCCAACCUAGAGAAGACAUAUUUUUCUUCCCAAAAGGACAUAAACAGGUUGGCAUAACUCGGGGCAAAUCUGGUCCCCAUGGCAGUUCCCUUGGUUUGAAGGUAAAAAUCGUUUUCAAACCAAAAAAAUAUAUUUUUAAGAAUCAUAUUGAUCCCCUUCACAAUAAAAUCAAUUUGUGCUUCUAUAAAAUUACCAAAUUUAUUUAAAAAAUGUCUAGUAGCCUCACACCCUACCCCGUGUUCAAUAUUGGUGUAGAGGCUACUGACAUCACAGGUAGCCAUUAUAAAGAAAUCUUCCCAUUUAAAAUUAUUUAAAAUUUGUAAAAGGCUGAUAGUAUCUUUUAGGUAUGCCGGACAUUUUGGGACUAAAUUUUUUUUAAAAUAGUCUAUAUACUGGGAGAGCGGUGAUAAGAGAGAUCCAAUUCCAGAUACAAUAGGUCUCCCUGGUGGAUUAAUAGGAUCUUUAUGCAUCUUGGGUAAAACAUAGAUCACUGGGAUUCUAGGGAAUUUGACAUCUAAAAACUCAUAUUCCUUUAAAACCACUUAUAAGCACUUUUUGGAUAAAGGUUUUAAUGAGGGCAUUUUAACUAAGAAGGAAUAUGAGUUUUUAGAUGUCAAAUUCCCUAGAAUCCCGGUGCUGAAUUUUAAUUUUUGCUGCUGCUGUUUGUUUUGCUGCUAUACCGAAUAAAAGGUUUCAUUAAAGAUCCUGCAUCCUGGAUUUUUUAAAGCGAGAAGGAGCAAGCAGUUAGCGGUUGGAUUACAGCUACCACUUCAUUAAUCCAUUCAACGUUCUUAGUCUGAGCCAGCUUUUCAUAUUAAGUGGCUCAUGAAUAUGUGAGUUUAUCUAAGUAUUUACUCAUUCAUAUAUUAUCUGUACGUUAUUACCCUAUGCCUGUUUUUCCCAUUGUAUUUUUACAGGUUUUAUAUUGGACAUAAGGUUAAUUACUGUUUUUUUGUGCUCUCACCAUUCCUUUCUGGUUUUAACUAUUUAUUUAUGUGAGGUGGAGUGACGCACUUUUUGGUGAUUGUAGCACUUUGUUUUAUAUUGUUUUUUUCACCAUAUAUACACCUAUUUUAUUAGAUCUAUGUGAAUGUUCUUCCAUAUUACGCAGCUCAUACUGGUUGAGAUGGCAGGGAGGUAGGUUCUCCCUCCGUCCAACUCAAGUAGUUUCCAUUUGUCAGGUCUAUUUAUAUUACAUGCUCCUUCUGAUUAACAUUCAACACUCUGUGUUUUAAAAAAAGGACUCUCAGGCCAAAAGUUGCCAAAUGCCCUUGAGCAAUUGGCAAACAUACUUUGAUUGAGAGUCAAUAAAACAAUGGACACUACGCAUAAUUUCAGAUCAGUCUAAUGGUAAAUGUUAUUAUAUAAGGUUACAGAAGCCAUUGCAAAAAAAAAAAUCAAAAAAAUCUGUAAUACAAAUAUAUAGAAAAAUAUAUGUUAGCACUACUAAUUUUAUAUUUUCUUCCCUCCCUUUUUCAGUUCCAAUGACCAUGAUGAUUAUAAUGGAAGAUUUGGCAUUUCAUCUGAUCUACAAACCUACAGAAACAAUAUUACUAAAUUACAUUGUUAACGAUCCAUUUAAAUAAUAUAAAAUAAAAACAUGCAUGCACAA
Messenger RNA from Pelobates cultripes (western spadefoot toad), 13461 nucleotides. The record is from the annotation of a GenBank genome assembly. NCBI's taxonomy places the organism in Eukaryota, Metazoa, Chordata, Amphibia, Anura, Pelobatidae.